AUGUCUCCAAAUGCAUUUAGUCGUUUGUUCAGUACAACAGCAAAUACAGUAUUUAAAAGAUUUUUAUUAACAUUAAUUCGAACAACAUUAAUAUAUAUAAUAGCAUUAUUAUUUGUUCAAUUACCAACAUUUUGGCAUUAUGUUAUAACAUUAGGAAAAGAUGGUAAUAAAAAUGAAAAACAAAGAAGAAUUCGAGCGAAAUUAAUUGAUGAUUCUGAUCCAUCAUCAUCAUAUAGAGCUAUUCAAGUUCUUGAUCAACUUAAAACACAACCUGAAGAUCAACUUGAAACAUUAGCUAAUAUUCCUGAUCUUUGUCUUCAACGUCAUCCUCAUAAACAAACACUUGGUGUUAGACAAAUAAUUGAUGUCGAAGAUGAAAUGCAACCAAAUGGAAAAGUUUUUAAAAAGUUUAUAAUGGGUGAAUAUGAAUUUACAACAUAUAGUGAAGCUUGUGAUCGAAUAAAUUUAAUUGGUCGUGGUUUAUUAUCACUUGGUUUAAAAUCAGGUGAUAAAGUUUUAAUUUAUGCUGAAACACGUCCUGAAUGGUUAUUAACUGCAUUUGCUGCUUUUCGUCAUGGUUUAACUCUUGUUACACUUUAUUCAACAUUAGGUGAAGAAGCUGUUAAACAUGGAAUUAAUGAAUCACAAGUUAAAAUAAUAAUUACUUCACAAGAACUUACUUUUAAACUUGACAAAACAUUAGAUCAAAUAGAACAUAUUCGUUAUGUUGUUUAUUUUCCAUCUCUUGUUAAAACACAAUCAACUAAAGUACCAAAUGAUAAAAAUAAUAUUCAAUUUAUUCCUUUAAAUCAAUUAGAAGAACAAGGAAAAAAUUCUCAUAUUGAUGAAUAUAUUUUAAAUAAACGACCUGAUAAAACAGAUAUUGCAGUUAUUAUGUAUACAAGUGGAAGUACUGGAACACCAAAAGGUGUAUUAAUAAAACAUGAAAAUAUUGUUGCUGCAAUGACUGGUCAAAAAGAACGUGUUUUUCCAAUGGUUGAUAUUGAAAAUGAUAUAUAUAUUGCUUAUUUACCAUUAGCUCAUAUUCUUGAACUUUGUUGCGAAAUUCUUGUAUUUUAUAUGGGUAUUAAAUGUGGUUAUUCAUCACCUCAAACAUUAACUGAUCAAUCAACAGCUAUAAAACGUGGUGAAAAAGGAGAUUUACAAGUUCUUCGACCACAUUUAAUGUGUUGUGUACCUACAAUUCUUGAUCGUGUUCAUAAAGCAGUUAAUGAAAAAAUCAAUCAAUCAAAUUUAAUUCAACGUCAACUAUUUUAUUUAUCAUAUAGAAUGAAAGUUAAACGUUUAGAAUUGGGUCUUGAAAGUCCACAUCUUGAUCGUUUAGUAUUUUCUCGUUUUAAUCAAUUGGUUCUUGGUGGUCGAGUUAAAACAAUGUUAUGUGGUGGAGCUGUUUUAAGUGAAGAUACUCAACGUUUUGUACAAGCUGCACUUUGUGUUACACUUUUUCAAGGUUAUGGUCUAACUGAAACAUGUGCAGCUGGAACAAUUGCUGAUCGAUAUGAUAUAACUAUUGGUCGUGCCGGUUAUCCACUUGUUUCAUGUGAAAUUCGUUUAGAAAAUUGGGAUGAAGGUCAAUAUAGAAAUACAGAUAAACCAAAUCCACGUGGAGAAAUUCUUAUUGGAGGAAAAGUUGUUGCUGAUGGAUAUUUUGCUGAUGCAGCUAAAGAAAAUAUUAAUUUUAAAUUAAUUCAUGGACAAAGAUAUUUUUCUACAGGAGAUAUUGGAGAAAUAUUUCCUGAUGGAACAGUUAAAAUAAUUGAUCGAAAAAAAGAUUUAGUUAAAUUACGUGGUGGUGAAUAUGUAUCAUUAACUAAAGUUGAAAUGGCAAUAAGUAAAAUCCAUACUAUUGAAAAUAGUUGUGUAUGUGCAUCACAUUCAGCUGAAUAUACAGUUGCACUUAUUUCUCCAAAUACAAAACAUAUGUCUAAUUAUACAGAAAGACAUUUUUAUGAAAAAGAAUGGCAAAAAUUAGUUGACAACGAAGAAUUUGUUGAAAAAAUUCUUAAAGAAAUUCAAAAUGUUUGUAAAAAUAAUGGAAUUGAAAGAUUCGAAACUCCUCAACGUAUUAAAAUAGUAACUGAAUCAUGGACACCUGAAACAGGUCUUGUUACUGAUGCAUUAAAAUUAAAACGAAAAGCUAUUGAACAAAAAUAUAAAGAUGAUAUUGAAGAUCUUUAUCAAGAUAAAAAACAAACAAAAAAACAAACAUCUACACAAAAUAAAAAUCAAUUAAAUAAUCCGAAUAUAUCUUCGAAAAAUAAUUCCAAAGAUCACAAAUCAACUCAAGAUAAUAUUUCAAAUGAAAAUUUAAAUAAUCUUUCAGAAAAUAUUAUUCAAAACAAUGAUUUGAAUAAAAAAGAUCAAUAA
This is a messenger RNA of Rotaria sordida, 2388 nucleotides long. The record is from the annotation of a GenBank genome assembly. NCBI's taxonomy places the organism in Eukaryota, Metazoa, Rotifera, Eurotatoria, Philodinida, Philodinidae.